Messenger RNA from Vitrella brassicaformis, 1735 nucleotides. The record is from the annotation of a GenBank genome assembly. NCBI's taxonomy places the organism in Eukaryota, Vitrellaceae.
UCAGCUUGUUGCCGAAGAGGGAAUAAUCGAAAGCUGUCCCUCCGACGAGUCAUGAACAUUUCGGAUUUCGAGACGCAGGUUGAUAUGUGCCGUGCGGCCUACACUCUGCAUCGUGAGCAGCUCAGGCUCCAUCUUCAACAUCAACACCACCACACCAGCACAGUCGUUCUCUAUAGGAGAGAAAAGAGACACGAUACCUAUGCGGCUAUCCAUUCGCAAGACGACCAACGAACCUGCCGCGCUGUGAAGAGGAGUUCUGCCGUUCUGAUGAUAUGUGUCAGCUAUCAUUCCAUAAAGGACACUGGGCCUGAUCUGUACCUUGUCAGUGGCAUUUAGCAAAUCAGGGGCCACCUCUAGCAUCGUCUCCAAAAUACUUGCAUUGCCAGAUGCUGCCAGCUAGCAACGCGAGUCCUUACAGAAGCCGCACAUUCAGUACACUCUAUCUGCUACCUACCUGCUGCAAAGUGCAAGGGGGUGUGACCAUCCUGUCAGACAGACAAUGAUGCCAACGUCAGGAUUUGGAACUUUCAAUCCUCACCUGGUCCUGAGCUUUCAGCAGGUCCUUGCCGCCGCACUCGACGAACUUCUUGACAAGAUCAUCCCCACCACCUCUUUUUGCAACGUAAUGGAGUGCCGUCUUGCCAUCCUAGAGAAACAGCAUAAAGUCAGCGGUACUAACAUCGGUAGGCCAAUGGGAAUAAUGAACGUACUGUCCAGCAUGUCCUCGACCUUGUCUAAUCCUCACCUUGUCCUGAGCUAUUAGCAGAUCCUUUCCGCCCAACUCGACGAACUUCUUAACAAGAUGAUCUAGACCACCCCGCUCCACAACUCUGUAAAGUGGUGUUCUGCCAUACUGCAGACACAGCACGAAUGCAGCAGUGAUGACUUGAUCAGCCAGAACGACGAGGAUGACCCUCGACCACGAUACCUCAUCUUUUAGGUUGAGCAGGUGACGCCGUCCGUGUAGCAGCACCUCAAACACAUUCCCCUCCUUACACGAGCCUGAGAAGCACACACAGGGGCCGCGUAGGUGCAUCAUGUAUGUGUCGUCUUGCAACGAUGCAUACACGCAGCCAGGUGGAUGGCAGAUCCAUAAUCCCAGUCGCCAGUCGUCAGUACUCUCUCCGCUUGACCAGACGGCAGACUGGCAAGAUCCUUCCGCAACUGCUCCAGCUUUGCUUUGUCUGCGAAGCCCAGGACUGCUAUCUUGGUCCUGGGCCUGAGUGAUUUGGUCGCCUCGUCUUCCUCAACGGCAGGGGCACCCACCAGCGGGACCUGUGGAAGAGACACAAGUGACAGCACUCAUGAGUUGCUCGACAAGGUGGAUGGACCUCUUCGAGCCGCCUCGGGGCAGGAGGGACGUCAUCCUCGACAUCAGCCAGCUGCGACUCCACGCGCUCCUCCUCCUUGUCCAGCAGAAGGGGAAUCUUGUCACUCGAGGCCGACGCCGCCCGCCGGGACGUCAGAGCCAUCUGCAAUGGAAAGGGCGUGAGAGCACGGUAAGAGGAGGAUGUAGGGGUGCAAGUGCAAUACAAGCCGACCUUCGCUCUCCCUUUCUGUCCGUGAGGGAUGGCCUCCUUCUCUUCAUCCUCCACUCUCGGCAGCUGGACGUAGCAGGGGUCAUCAGCAGAUGGGCGGCUCUCGGCGUCUCUUGAGAUGCUGCCCUCCCGACUCUGCACACGUGGGCUGCGUUGCGUCCUCCAGAAAUCCAACAUUCUUUCGCAACGCUACCGCG